Messenger RNA from Dovyalis caffra, 294 nucleotides. The record is from the annotation of a GenBank genome assembly. NCBI's taxonomy places the organism in Eukaryota, Viridiplantae, Streptophyta, Magnoliopsida, Malpighiales, Salicaceae.
AUGGCAGUGGUGGUGGUUGAGGGUUCUGUGGAGGUUUUGGAGAGAAGGAGUGGAGAUGGAAAUAGGAAGCGGCGGGCUGGGAUUUUAGAGAGAGAGAGAGAGAAAGAGAGAGAGCGUUUUUGGAGAAGACUAGAGGAGUGGGUUUUAGAGUUUAGAAAGAUGGCACUUCAAGGUGGGAUGUAUGGUUAUCCACUUAUGUUUGCAUUUUAUGCUUUGCACCAAGGAUGCAUGGUUAGUAUGGUUUAUUGUACAAAUGAUAUUGUAGGAGUUUCACAUGAGGUUAGCAACGAUUGA